AACAAAGCCAAUUUUUCUUAGCUCGCCAAAAGCUAAACGCAAAAAGAGAAAGAAAACCAACACGAACUACAACUGCGAACUACGUUUGGAUAUCAAAAUCUCAAACAUAUUUAAGGGCGUGUAUUUCCUCUCGCUUCGCCUCAUCCUCCUCUUUUUCAAUUGUUUAUUCGUCUCAGCAUAUCUGUCAUACAUCACAUUUCAUCUAUCAAAGCACUUUUUUUUCUUCAUUACAUUUUUAUACUUUUAUUUUGUAAACCUCUCUUAGCAUGUCCACACCAACUAACAAAAAGACAGCCAACAUUUUCUUCCAGCAGGCCAACGAGGCGUACUUUGACGACGAAUUUGAGCAGGCCGAGUCCCUGUACACCCAGGCCAUAGCCUCAGACCACACUGUCGGUGAUUACUACCUGAAGCGCGCCCAAGUGCGGCACAAGCUCGGCAACCUAUACUUUAAGUCCCUCUAUUUGCACGGCAAAUGGGCAACCCAGCUGAAACAGUACGACGAGGCGGCGGAGUCUCUGCGCAAGGCUGCACUUAUUAACCCCAGCCACGAGGAGGUCAAACAGUUGCUCCAAGAGGUUGAGCCACUUACCACGCCCGUUCCUGAGCCUGUCCCUGAGGCCAAGGUUGAGUCCACAACUAAGGUUGCUGCUGCUGCGCCGGUGCGGCCCAAGAUCCGCCACGAAUGGUACCAGACGGAUGACUACGUCAUUCUGGAAGUUUUCAUCAAGCGCGUGCAGAAGGAUGCGGCGACUGUUGAGUUUGAGGAGAAGUCUGUUUCACUGUCUGUUAAGAUGCCGACAGGCUCGGAGAACAACUGCAUGUUCGACCCAUUGCUGCACAAGAUUGCACCCGAGGGUUCGUCGUUUGAGGUUCUGAGCACCAAGAUUGAGAUUCGCUUAAAGAAGGCUGUACCCGGACAAAAGUGGGACCACUUGGAGGAGUCCGAGGCGCAGCAGGCAGCCAACAGCAACCUGACCCUAUCGAACUCCCGCAAGGGUGUUUCGUGGGAUGCCAUUGCUGCGGAUGCCGAGAAGGAGACCAAGUUGAACCCCAGCGAGCAGGGCAUCAACGAGCUGUUCCAAUCCAUUUACAAGGAUGCUGACGAGGACACCCGACGCGCCAUGUUGAAGAGCUACACCGAGAGCAAUGGCACGGCGCUCAGCACUGAUUGGAAGAGCGUCAAGAAGGGCCCGGUUGAGACCGUGCCGCCGGUCGACACUUACGCCAAGUCUUACAAGAAUUAAUUUUUUUUUUAGUUUUCAAUUAAACCAAUUAUUAAACACGUGAUUUGUAAUUUGAUUUGA
Messenger RNA from Kickxella alabastrina, 1307 nucleotides. Its product is annotated as HSP20-like chaperone. The record is from RefSeq and is a predicted model, not a curated record. Gene Ontology annotation, biological process: protein stabilization. The coding region runs from base 267 to 1247 and encodes 326 amino acids. NCBI's taxonomy places the organism in Eukaryota, Fungi, Kickxellomycota, Kickxellomycetes, Kickxellales, Kickxellaceae. The transcript has 2 exons. Gene Ontology annotation, molecular function: protein-folding chaperone binding.